Molecule: messenger RNA, 675 nt
Organism: Knipowitschia caucasica
Lineage: Eukaryota; Metazoa; Chordata; Actinopteri; Gobiiformes; Gobiidae
Source: the annotation of a GenBank genome assembly
AUGGAGCAGCCACAUCCACCAACCACCACCGAACCUCCCAGUACCACCACCGAACCUCCCAGUACCACAACCGAACAUCCCAGUACCACCACCGAACCUCCCAGUACCACCACCGAACCUCCACCAACCACCACCGAACCUCCCAGUACCACCACCGAACCUCCCAGUACCACCACCGAACCUCCCAGUACCAUCACCGAACCUCCAAGUACCACCACCGACCCUCCUCCUAGUACCAUCAGUACCAGACCGAACCUCCCAGUACCAUCAGCACACACGAGGAGAAGAGGAGGAGAGAGGAGGUGGGGGGAGAAGAGGAGGAGAGAGGAGGUGGGGGGAGAAGAGGAGGAGAGAGGAGGAGGAGAGAGGAGGUGGGGGGAGAAGAGGAGGAGAGAGGAGGAGGAGAGAGGAGGUGGGGGGAGAAGAGGAGGAGAGAGGAGGAGGAGAGAGGAGGUGGGGGGGAGAAGAGGAGGAGAGAGGAGGUGGGGGGAGAAGAGGAGGAGAGAGGAGGUGGGGGGAGAAGAGGAGGAGGUGGGGGGAGAAGAGGAGGAGAGUGGAGGUGGUGGGAGAGGAGGAGAGGAGGUGGGAGAGAGGAGGAGGUGCAGAGACAUAGAGACACCGCGGGAGUCGACACCGGGAGGUAACGGAGAUAACGCGGCACUGACCUGGGUGUAA